CUUGAGCAUGCGUGGAAGGUGCUGUGAAGGUCCUCCCGGUUGUGGCUGGUGGCCUUCGGUGUUUCGGGCUUGGCAGUUCACUCACCAAGAUCUGAUGGAAUGCACUUCGCACGAUUCCAAGUGCUUGCCUAAUGUUCGUCCUUUCCUCUAGACUGGGUAGGGCUGGUUCUGGAUCUUUUUCCGCUGUAGCUGGAGAGACGUAGGACCUGAUAGCUACUAGAUGCCUGGUAAAUGAUCCUUCAAGAAGUGAAUGAGCCGGGGGCCGUGGCUCACAUGAAGUCAGCAGUUCGAGACCAGCCUGACCAAUAUGGUGAAACCCCGUUUCUACUAAAAAUACAAAAAUUUGCUGGGCGUGGUGGCGUGCGACUGUAGCCCUAACUACUUGGGAGGCUGAGACAGAAGAAUUGCCUGAACCCGGGAGGCGGAGGUUGCAGUGAGUUGAGAUCGCCCCACUGCACUCCAACCUGGGCAACAGAGCAAGACUGUCUCAAAAAAAAAAAAUUUAAGCCGGGCACGGUGGCUCACGCCUGUAAUCCCAGGACUUUGGGAGGCCGAGACGGGUGGAUCACAAGGUCAGGAGAUGGAGACCAUCCUGGCUAAUACGGUGAAACCCCGUCUCUACUAAAAGUUACAAAAAAUUAGCCGGGCGUGGUGGUGGGUGCCUGUAGUCCCAGCUACUCGGGAGGCUGAGGCAAGAGAAUGAAGCAAGUGAACCCAGGAGGCGGAGCUUGCAGUGAGCCAAGAUGGAGCCACUGCACUCCAGCCUGGGCGACAGAGCAAGACUCAAAAAAAAAAAAAAAAAUUUUAAACAAAAAUCUUUUGGCAUGUUUUUUUCCUUCUCCCUUUAGGGACAAAGGAUUCCCUUCUCAUGAUUAUCCUAAGAUCUAAGGUUAUUCUCUUUGCCUCCCAGGGUGGAGGGUGGCAGGUGCCCUUGCAUUUACUUGAUUCCAGACUCCUCUUUGAUAAGGGCCUGAGGGCACCUCAUUCCGCCAGUUUAUGUUGCCACCUCAAUGAAUCGCUGGCUGUGAGUCAGGAAUCCCUACACAAUCCAUUUAAAUGACUGUGGCAGGGCCUCUUCUCCUGUGGAAGCUGAAGGUGUGGGCACGUCCAUCUCCGAUGAAAUGCGAAUGGGGCUCUGGGCAUGCAGGGGAAGGCAGAGAACUCAAGAGGCAGAAAAAGAAGCUUAUAACUAAUUACACCGACUCCGCAAUUACGACUAACGUUGGGGCCGAACUCUGCUGUGAAAGUCAUUAACAUUUAGGUGAAACAAAGCUUCCAUUUUCAAUCGGCCUAACUCUGGUAUUAGCGUUGGCAGGGGCCGUGCAGGAGGGGCAGUGAGCAGUUGUGACCGCGUUGCCGACAGAGGGUGAGGGAGCUGGGCGCGUGGUGCGGGCGCCGAAGUCGCGAGCUGAAGAGCUUUAAAACCUCUCAAAACACAGAACUAUCAAUCAAGUAGGACCAGACUGUGUCCCUAGGGAAGGUCGCAGAUUUAAGGCUGCGAGGACAAGGGCAAAGAAGUGCGAAGCGUUCGGGUGGACAUUCAGGCCGGCCCAGCGCAGACGCCUGAGAGGGGUGCCCAGCAGCCCCCGCAGGUCUCCGCCGCGCCCCCUCCCCCCCCACAGCGCCCAGGCGCCCGCAGGGCACAGGGAUCGGCACCAGCCUGGGACGUGCCCUUCACGCUGUUGCCUGUGAUUGGUGGUCCUGACCCGGGGCGUGGCCCCAAGGGAGGCAUUUAGCCCUACUGGGGAAGCGCGCGCAGGCCCACGGCCUCUGCUCCGCCCCCAGCUGGCCUGUAAUUGGCGCACUCGGCCCAAGGGGCGGGUGUUCAGGCGCGGCUGCGCGCGCAGCUGCGGCGGCCCUUCCUAGUGCGCCAGCUGUCACCGCCAUGGCUGUCCCGUGUUUCCUGCGGCAAGGACGAGCCGGGGCGCUGAAGACUAUGCUCCAGGAAGCCCAGGUGUUUCGAGGACUUGCUUCUACGGUUUCUUUGUCUGCGGAAUCAGGGAAGAGUGAAAAGGGUCAGCCGCAGAAUCCCAAGAAGCAAAGUCCACCAAAAAAUGUAGUGGAACCAAAGGAGAGGGGCAAGCUCCUAGCCACCCAGACAGCAGCUGAAUUGUCUAAAAACUUAUCUUCACCCAGUUCUUACCCGCCAGCUGUGAACAAGGGCGGGAAGGUAGCUAGUCCCAGUCCCAGUGGCAGCGUGCUGUUCACAGAUGAAGGGGUUCCGAAAUUUUUGUCAAGAAAGACUUUGGUAGAGUUUCCACAGAAAGUUCUGUCUCCAUUCAGAAAACAGGGCUGUGAUUCAGAAGCUCGUCAGGUGGGUCGGAAAGUGACGUCGCCUUCAUCUUCAUCCUCGUCUAGCUCCUCUGAUUCUGAAUCUGAUGACGAGGCUGAUGUUUCAGAGGUCACUCCUCGAGUGGUGAGCAAAGGCAGAGGGGGGCUUCGAAAACCAGAGGCCUCUCAUUCCUUUGAAAACAGAGCCCCCCGAGUUACAGUAUCAGCAAAAGAGAAAACCUUGCUGCAGAAGCCGCAUGCGGACAUGACUGAUCCAGAGAAGCCCCACCAGCCAAAGAAGAAAGGGCCCCCUGCUAAGCCAUCAGAAGGCAGGGAAGAUGUGAGACCAAAAACCACAAUCCCCAGAUCUCAAGUAGAUGAAGAGUUUUUGAAGCAAAGUUUAAAGGAAAAACAAUUGCAGAAAACAUUUAGAUUAAAUGAAAUAGAUAAAGAAAGCCAAAAGCCAUUUGAAGUUAAAGGACCCUUACCUGUCCACACAAAAUCAGGGUCAUCUGCGCCACCGAAGGGCAGCCCAGCACCUGCUGUGCUGGCAGAAGAGGCCAGAGCAGAGGGGCAGCUGCAAGCCAGUCCUCCUGGGGCGGCAGAGGGGCAUCUGGAAAAACCCGUGCCAGAGCCCCAGCGCAAGGCAGCCCCUCCCUCGCCCAGAAAGGAAACCUCAGGGGUGCAGGGAAUAGAAGGGCACCUGAAGGCUAGAGAGGCAAUCGUGGAAGAUCAGAUACCACCAAGUGAUUUGGAGACAGUUCCUGUUGAGAAUAACCACGAUUUCCAUGAAAAGACAGCAGCGCCGAAGCUUGAGGCCGAGGGUGAGGCCAUGGAAGACGCGGCCACACCAGGGGACGACCGAGGCGGCACUCAGGAGCCGGCCCCAGUGCCUGCUGAGCCGUUUGACAACACUACCUACAAGAACCUCCAGCAUCAUGACUACACCAUGUACACCUUCUUAGACCUAAACCUCGAACUCUCAAAAUUCAGGAUGCCUCAGCCCUCCUCAGGCCGGGAGUCACCUCGACACUGAGGGCCCUCAGUGUGAAGAUGAACCUUCCACCGUCUUCGCUGCAUCCUGGAGUGCAAAAAUAAAAUCCACUCAAGAGUCACAAA
Symphalangus syndactylus (siamang) is the source of this 3390-nucleotide messenger RNA. RefSeq names its product NADH:ubiquinone oxidoreductase subunit V3 (gene NDUFV3). NCBI's taxonomy places the organism in Eukaryota, Metazoa, Chordata, Mammalia, Primates, Hylobatidae. The record is from RefSeq and is a predicted model, not a curated record. Gene Ontology annotation, biological process: mitochondrial ATP synthesis coupled electron transport. Gene Ontology annotation, cellular component: mitochondrion; respiratory chain complex I.